Messenger RNA from Cyprinodon variegatus (sheepshead minnow), 2231 nucleotides. It is a transcript of the gene strn3, whose product is annotated as striatin-3-like. The coding region runs from base 210 to 2216 and encodes 668 amino acids. Gene Ontology annotation, molecular function: calmodulin binding; protein-containing complex binding; armadillo repeat domain binding. The record is from RefSeq and is a predicted model, not a curated record. NCBI's taxonomy places the organism in Eukaryota, Metazoa, Chordata, Actinopteri, Cyprinodontiformes, Cyprinodontidae. The transcript has 15 exons. Gene Ontology annotation, cellular component: dendrite.
CAGCGCGGCGGCUUCUUCAGGAGAACAGAGAUGGCGGCCGGUUAGAGCUACACGUAAACACCGCAUUUACACCCAGCUGGACUCCCCGACACGCUGAGGGGCAGCCAGCCUCAAGCACCGCCGCGGUGACACCGCAGCACACCCCCCGGCAGACUCCUCUCGUUCUCCUGGUUGAAUACUAACCGAUUUCCAAACAAAAACAUUAAAACAUGGAGGAACACUCCGGAGGAGGAGGAGGAGGAGGAGCGGCCGCCUCGAGACAGUCGCCUUUACCGCUGCAGCACCAGCAGGGGAGCAGCGGCAGCAGCGGCGGCGGUCCCCCUAUCGGAGCGGUCAUGGUCCCGCAGCAGAACGAAGACCUGCCUCGGCCUCAUCAGCAGUACACUAUUCCCGGGAUCCUGCACUACAUCCAACACGAGUGGGCCCGGUUCGAGAUCGAGAGGGCACACUGGGAGGUGGAGAGGGCCGAGCUCCAGGCCAGGAUAGCGUUCCUGCAGGGGGAGAGGAAGGGCCAGGAGAACCUGAAGAACGAUCUGGUCAGAAGAAUAAAAAUGUUAGAAUACGCUUUAAAGCAGGAAAGAGCAAAAUACCACAAAUUAAAAUAUGGAACGGAGUUAAACCAAGGAGAAAUGAAGAUGCCGAUCUUUGAAUCAGACACCAAAGAGUCGGAGGUGUCUGCUGUCCCUGCUAACAGCCAGCUAAUGUGGAAACAAGGACGGCAGCUGCUCAGACAGUACCUUCAGGAAGUCGGAUACACGGACACCAUCUUGGAUGUCCGCACUCAGAGGGUUCGCUCUCUGCUUGGCCUGUCGGGCUCCGAGCAGAACGGGUCGGUGGAGAAUAAGAACCUGCAGCACCUGAUCAACGGAACGGAGCGCUGUAAAGACGCCAAGAGGAUCCCGAAUGACAACCUGGAGACGUUCAACUUCCUGGAAAACGCAGAUGACAGCGACGAGGAGGAGGAUGAGGAAGGAGAUCUGAUGGAUGACAUCAGCUCAGACAAACACAGAACUAAAAAACACAAGACUAAUAUGGGAAAUGAGGGCCUGGCAUCAGAGGAUGAUGCGGACACAGAGGAGGCCCUCAAGGAGUUUGACUUCCUGGUAACUGCAGAGGAUGGAGAGGGAGCAGGGGAGGCCCGCAGCUCUGGAGACGGGACGGAGUGGGCGGAACCUCUGCCCUUCCCCUCCGGUGGGGGGAAGUCCUUCUUAUUGGGCGGGCCGGACGAUGUUCUGGAAAGUGUUUUGGGUCUGGGUGACCUGGCCGACCUCACCGUCACCAACGAUGAGACGGACUUUGGCUACGAUCUGUCCUCCGCCAAAGAGUCCGCGUUCAGGAAAACCUGGAACCCCAAGUACACGCUGCGGAGCCACUUUGACGGCGUCCGAGCGCUGGCGUUCCACCCGGUGGAGCCCUGCCUGGUCACCGUGUCUGAGGACCACACCCUCAAGCUGUGGAACCUCACGAAGACCGUCCCGGCCAAAAAAAGUGCCUCCUUUGAUGUGGAACCCAUCUAUACGUUUAGGGCUCACAUCGGCCCGGUUCUGUCCCUGGCGAUGACCUCCAGCGGGGAGCAGUGCUUCAGUGGAGGCCUCGACUCCACCAUCCAGUGGUGGAACAUCCCCAGCUCCAACGUCGACCCCUAUGACACCUACGAUUCCAGCGUCCUGGCGGGGUCGUUGUUGGGCCAUACGGACGCCGUGUGGGGACUGGCUUACAGCGGCAUCAAGAACCGGCUCCUGUCCUGCUCCGCGGACGGAACGGUGAAACUCUGGAACCCAGCGGAGAAAGAACCCUGCAUCAGCACUUUCAACGCCAGCAACGAGCACGGGAUGCCCACUUCUGUGGACUUCAAUGGUUGUGACCCCGCCCACAUGGUGGCGUCCUUUAACAGCGGAGACGUGGCGAUAUACGACCUGGAGACGUCCCAGACUGCACUGGUGCUGAAGGCUCAGGGAGACGGCGCUGCUCCGCCUCUGAAUCAUAUCAACAAGGCGGUGAGUCACCCCACGCUGCCGGUCACCAUCACCGCCCACGAGGAUCGUCAAAUCAAGUUCUUUGAUAACAAAUCAGGUAAACUGAUCCACGCCAUGGUGGCUCACCUGGAUGCAGUGACCAGUCUGGCCGUCGAUCCAAACGGCAUCUACCUGAUUUCUGGCAGUAAGUCUCCUGACGCUCAGAGCGAAGCUGGCUGCGUCAUUUUCCUGGUUUUCUGACAUAACCUGACGUGA